AAAAUACACCAUAUGAAAGGCGGUUUUGACGUUCGCGAACAGAAAAGAGGUGAGAGAGAGAGCGCAGAGAGCAAACUGGCACAAUCCUACAGCUUAGCGCAUGCUUCGAGUCUUCGACCAUUACAACCUCCCAACUCAGACUCUAUUCCCAUAUUUCGCGCCACAAUCGACACCUACACAACCACUUUCUCUCUCUCUCUCUAAAACUCGUCCUCAAUCACAUCUACACCUUCACUUUCUCUCUCUAGCCAUUCUUCUCAUUCUCUCUCUAUAUGCAUAUACAUCAUACAGACAUAUCUCUCUCUCUUUCCCUCGUCAACGAAGAUAAUCAGAAAUGGAAUCAACAGGAUUUCGUUACGCUUCAUCCACUCAGGCUCCACCAAAGCGUUCUCCGCCGCUCAAAUCACCAGUUCCAAGUGCAUCGGCUCCAAGUUCAUCGGUUCCUAAUUAUACGAAGAAGAAUACAUACCUUAGGUUCCUUGUAUCAAAUGGUAAAGCUGGCUCUGUGAUUGGAAAAGGCGGUUCAGCAAUUUCUGAUUUUCAGGCUCAGACUGGAGCACGGAUUCAGUUGUCACUCAAUCAUGAAGUUUAUCCGGGAACAUCCGAUAGGAUUGUUAUGGUUACUGGAACAGGUGAUGAGAUACUCAUGGCAGUGGACUUAAUUCUUGCUAAAUUGGAAAGUGAGGUUUUGGUUGACGGUAGUAAUGAUGUUGACCCAAGAUCAAAAGUGAGACUAAUUGCACCAAAUAGCUCUUGUGGUGGAAUUAUUGGGAAAGGAGGUGCCACCAUCAAGUCAUUUAUCGAAGACUCUCGAGCUCGUAUUAAGAUAUCCCCAAAUAAUAAUAAUUAUAUUGGGUUGAAUGAUAGGCUAGUAACAUUGACUGGUACUCUAGAAGAACUGAUGAGGGCUAUUGAAUUGAUUCUGUUGAAAUUGAUGGAGGAUCCUAAUUAUGUGCAGUCCUUUAGUGUACCGUUUACAUAUGCAGGUGUUCUAUAUGCUGGUUUUCCUGGUAUUCCAAAUCCAUAUAUGCUUCCGACUGUUGCAACAACAGGAUACAAUGCAAUGAACUUUGGCCCCAGUGGAGCUAGAGGAAGACCUCAGAAUAGCAAGGAACCUCGGGGUAACUCGGUGACUAUUGGUGUUGCAGAUGAGCAUAUUGGGAUUGUCGUCGGACGUGGUGGAAGAAAUCUUAUGGAGAUCAGUCAGUAUAGUGGAGCUAGGAUAAAAAUAUCAAAUAGGGGUGAUUUCAUGUCCGGGACAACCAAUAGGAAAGUGACCAUCACAGGGUCACAGAAGGCAAUUAAUUUAGCAGAGGCCAUGAUACUCCACAAAGUAGCUUCUGCUUCCGAGAGUUGAAGGUGGCAUUGCAAGUUAUACUAAGCCUGAGAUAAUUUUUUUUUUUUUUUUGAGGAAUCAUCGUUUCGUUGAAAUAUUAAUUUUAAAAAAUUAUUUUUCCCCUCCUCCAAUUCUGAGGUCUCUUAAUUGGCUUCAGUUGAUAUUCAUCAUCAGCUUUAUUGUUGUUAGUCAUCAUUAUGACCGUUGUAUUCUUUGUUCUUGAUCAUUCAUGCCUCACGUCAAAACCAUGGGGGUAUUAUAAAGGGCUGUUUGGUAGGGAUUUUGACUUCAGGGAGUGAUUUGUAUAAAAAUUGGGUUGGGCUCUCCUGGAGGGCAGUCGCUGUUGGAACUGUAUGGUUGAUUGUUACCAUUUUUGUUGAUUUGAGAAUGAUUAGUUUUCUUUUUA
Messenger RNA from Cornus florida, 1742 nucleotides. Its product is annotated as protein BTR1-like. NCBI's taxonomy places the organism in Eukaryota, Viridiplantae, Streptophyta, Magnoliopsida, Cornales, Cornaceae. Gene Ontology annotation, molecular function: mRNA binding. Gene Ontology annotation, biological process: regulation of gene expression. The transcript is spliced from 8 exons. Bases 335 to 1357 code for a protein of 340 amino acids. Gene Ontology annotation, cellular component: cytoplasm; cytosol. The record is from RefSeq and is a predicted model, not a curated record.